AUGCAAUGUCAGAACCGGUCUCUCCACAGCAGGCACCGAAGUACCCUGUACUUGCCGCCGUACCACCCGAACACGCAAGUCCUGCAACACUUCGGACCAAUUACCCCCUCCACAGAACAUGUUGCACGCUCGUCACUGGACCCAGUUUUGACGGCAUUUGCGCAACUGGGAACCUUACGACUGAAUGCGCAGCGCGCGUUGAUCUCACUUUUCGGUCCCGACGAACAGCACGUCCUCACAGAAGCAACCCGUACCCUCAGUUUGCAGGAUGAUGCCCACCAUAACACCCGCGAUCGCCUCUGGGUUGGCAGUUGCACCCUGUCAUAUGAACGCAGCAUGUGCAAAGCAGUCAUGGACUCCACCCUUACCACCCCAGACCCCAGGGAUCGGGCGUUCGUUGUUCCAGAUCUCACUAUGGACGACAUUUUGAAGAACCAUCCAGAUGUAACGGAAUACCCUAAUGUUCGCUUCUUGGCAUCGAGUCCAAUUGUCAGUCCGAAGGGGAUAGUUAUUGGCGCUUAUACCAUUCUAGACGAUCAACCACACGAUCCUCUAGAUGGCGAGAUUCUGAAGUUCCUCGUCGACAUUUCAUCGACGGUGAUGGACUACCUAGCGACGACCCGAUCCAAAGAGCAAAAUAUCAGGAGUGAGCGCAUGCUUGUUGGUCUUGGAAGCUUCCUGGAAGGGAAAGGGAGUCUGCGCAACUCUUGGCUUGUCGACAACGAUGGUUAUGGCCACUUGCUUCAGAACAGCAAUCGUACAGAAGGCCAUGUCGAUUCAAAUCAGCAGCGAAUCCAGCUGUCUCACAACGCGACCUCAGCCAUGCUGCGAAACCCUCCACCCAGCCAUCUGCCUUUCCGCCCAUACAAUUUGCACAUUCCUGAGCGCAAAGGCAGCCAUGCAUCCACUGAGAAGGUGGAUAAGCCUCAGGGUGUAGAUACCAGUUUGAGAGAUGCUGAGGUACAGUCGAAAUUCAGGCGAGCAUCCCAGGCAGCCAUCACAAACAGCGGUGAAAAGUCAGCUCAACUAUCACCCAAAGAGAACUACACGGCCCAAUUAAAGGAAACUUUCUCCCGUGCAUCUAACAUGAUUCGUGAGAGCAUUGAAGUUGAGGCUGUGGUUUUCUUCGAUGCCAAUUUUGCUUCUAAAGGGGCUCUUCUGAAUGAUACCAAGUCUGACCCCGAAACCAGCUGUAGCCCUGAAAGCUGUUCAUCAGGCGAUGAUGAUUCCAGAUCUCGCGAACCUCAACACCACGAGCCUGUUGACCCUGAACUGGCCGAGCACUCUGGAAAAUCCGCAUUGAAUCCAUGUGAAAUACUUGGAUUUGCGACUUCAAAUGCCUCUAGCAUCAAUUGUCAAGCAACAGGCGAUAACAAAAUUGCGUUGUCUGAGGGCUUCUUAUCCAGCCUCCUACGCAGGUAUCCACGUGGGAAGAUCUUCAAUUAUGGCGCAGAUGGGUCAGUAUUCUCAGACGACUCGAGUGGAGGAAAUUUCAAAAAGUUUUUCCGACGCACUGGAGGUAAAAAAUAUAAGAAGACUCGAAAAUCGCGGAUGCGCCAGGAUGCCCGGGCUUUGCUCCAAAUUUCUCCGGAAUCUCGAAGCAUCAUCUUCACGCCAUUGUGGGAUUCGCACAAGGGCAGAUGGUACGCCGGCAGCCUGACAUGGACAAGAGCAGCACAUCGCGUCUUUACGCCUGAUGAUGAACUAGCAUUCCUAUUGACUUUUGGGAACAGCAUCAUGGCUGAAGUCCACCGACUCGGUGCUCAUUUCGCCGAUCGCGCGAAAUCGGACAUGCUUGCAGGGCUCAGCCAUGAACUUCGAUCCCCUCUUCACGGCAUUUUUGGAACCUCUGAGCUUCUCGGUGAUACUGUGUUAGACACGCUACAGCGAGGGUUUAUUCACACAAUCUCUUCGUGUGCUUUUACUCUCCUCGGCUCUAUCAAUCAACUUCUUGAGUAUGCUAGCAUCAAUGAUGUCCGACCGAGCUCGGUUGUCAAAACUCCCGGUGGUGGCAUUAAUGCUUUGAAAGGAGGCUCAAACAGCACCGUCCGUCGUUUUUCUCACUCAGGCAAGGUCGACGUCGAUACUUGUGUUGAACUUGACAGCGCCGUUGAAGAUGCGAUAGAGACUGUCUUUGCUGGUUAUUCAUUUGUCGACAACUCGCGUUCAUCUCUUCGCCGUUUUGUCGGGUAUCCAACCUUGAAUGGCGAUUCUCUUGACACAAAAGGCCCAGUCAAGGUAGUAUUAGACAUCGACGGUUCCGAAAAUUGGAGAUUUUCAACCCGGCCCGGGGCUUGGCAUGUGAUUAUCACCAACAUUUUUGGAAACGCUUUGAAGUUCACUCGUCAAGGCCACGUCUAUGUUUCCAUGAAAGCCACGCCAGCCGAAUGCACAGAUGAAGGCCAGGUGUUGAGGUCUAACAUCACCAUAAUCAUCAAAGAUACCGGAUGCGGCAUUGAUUCGGAGUAUCUGAAUAAUGGGUUGUUCACUGCAUUCUCGCAGCAAGAUAGUAUGACCACUGGCAACGGUUUAGGGCUUAACAUCUGUCGCCGUAUAUUGAAAUCACUCGGUGGUAACAUCCAAGUCAACUCUCAAGAGAACAUUGGCACAGAAGUCGUCGCAACUGUGGCACUUGAUCGCGCGUUUGGGUGGGAAGACCCCAGCCAGGCAGAUGGUCAAUUUUCCAUCGUCAACGUGAAGGAACUGACGCAGACGAAAUGCAUUGGGAUACUAGGAGAUGAAGCAUCUGUCCUAGAUAAAACUCUGCAUACGUCGUUGCAAAAUGUUUGUCGAGACUUUUUGGGUAUGAAAACGUGCCUUAUCCUCCCCUCAGAGGCACAGCUCACCUACUGUGACUUUUACAUAUCCCUACAUGAACAUCUCGAUAUUGGAAAUCUGAGGAUUCAGGCAAUUGCCCCAGCGUCAAAAGAAAAACUUUCUUCGCCGCUCAUCAUUAUAUGUUCUUCUCCUAAGGUUGCGCAUGCAAUGUCUGCGGAAAGCCGAAAGCGAAAGGAUCCUGCUGUUCUUGAAUUCAUCAGUCAACCUUGCGGCCCACGAAAAUUGGCCAAGACUUUGGAGACUUGUAUCAGACGUCAGCAGGAACGACUGGAUUCUCUUUCAGGAGAGGAAGUACCUGGUCUUCCGUCGACCUCUUCGACCGCCGGCUCAGACGAGCACAAGACGGAUUCUCACAUUUCGUCCAGUCUGAUCUCCGACAGGGAACCCUCAAUUGGCGCGACAGAUUACAGAGCCAGAACUUCGAGAAGGUCCCGAAGCAUCUCACCCGGAUCCUCAGGGGACACCCACAGCCCCCGUGCCAUGUCCAAGAAUGGUACUUCUAUGGAAGCAGAUCAACCUCAAACACACGACAAAGAAGCUAUCUGCGAUGUAUUACAACCUCGAAAGGUCGUACUUCUGGUCGAUGACAACGAGAUCAAUCUCAGGCUCCUCAUCGCUGUUAUGAAAAGGUUGAAAUGCGAUUAUUUGAUUGCCCAGGAUGGAUUCGAAGCCUUGGAGGUAUUCAAGUCCAAUUUCUCCGAUAUCUGUAUGGUCUUCAUGGAUAUUUCCAUGCCGAUCAUGGACGGUCUUGAGUCCACUCGACGAAUCCGUGAAUUUGAGAAAACCGCGGGCGUUCAAAGUCGUGUCACUAUCGCUGCAAUUACCGGCCUUGCACAAGCCGAUGUGCAACGUGAUGCAAUCGGUUCUGGUAUGGACUUGUUCUUGACAAAGCCCGUCAGACUCGAUAAUCUCGUGCCGAUCAUCAAAGGGGUACUGCCCAGAUCCCAUGCUAUAUGGCAAUAG
This is a messenger RNA of Penicillium salamii, 3801 nucleotides long. The record is from the annotation of a GenBank genome assembly. Lineage: Eukaryota; Fungi; Ascomycota; Eurotiomycetes; Eurotiales; Aspergillaceae.